Messenger RNA from Octopus bimaculoides (California two-spot octopus), 1359 nucleotides. Its product is annotated as large ribosomal subunit protein bL28m. Gene Ontology annotation, molecular function: structural constituent of ribosome. The record is from RefSeq and is a predicted model, not a curated record. NCBI's taxonomy places the organism in Eukaryota, Metazoa, Mollusca, Cephalopoda, Octopoda, Octopodidae. Gene Ontology annotation, cellular component: mitochondrial large ribosomal subunit.
AUUUAUAUUGUAUUAUGAUACGGUGUAAUUAAGUUCCGGUAUGAAGCAGAAUCCGGAAUAAGCGAAUAUAUUCCUAUGCGAAGCAGAAUAUAAUAAUGGCUCUCUGAACCUGAGCACGCUUCUUAGUGUUAAGUCAUUAUGAUUCGUUACCGCAAAUUUUUCCGAUGGUCUAAAGAAAUCGACACUCUUCUACCAGAAUGUUACAAACGUUGGUGUCAAGAAUUCAAUGCAAAAGAACCAACACCAGUCCACUGGAAGCCAGCAGAAGAAUACAUCAGUAAUCCUAAAAUUAAUGGUAAAAAACUGAAGGUUGUUAAUAAUUAUCCUUUACCUGUGAUAUACCCCAAGCAAAGUGAUGCUGGUUUGUGGGGUGGCGAAGGAUUGGUGUAUGGACUGAGGAAGAAGCGACGUACAUCGACCCGAACUCCUUUUCUCUGGCGUCCAAAUCUCGAGAAGCGGGCACUGUAUAGCGAAAUUUUAGAGAAAUGGUUGGAAAUAACAGUCACCCAGAGAACUUUGAUGAUGAUAGAUGAAGUUUAUGGUUUCGAUAAUUACAUAUUGAAAACACACGCCGUUGACUUGAAUUCGAACCUGGGUCUGCGACUAAAGAGACAGAUGUUGCUUGCCCUUGCCAGGAGGUCGUUUGCGAAGGACAACUUGCAGAAACAAGAGGAGAUCUAUCAGAGGUAUAAAGAAUUUGUCAUCUCCGAAGAGGAAGCCGAAUGGGUCGGUCUGUCAGUGAGGGAUGCUUUGAGAAAAGCGAAUGCUUUACGCAUAGCUGAAAAUCCCAUCGUUCCCCUGAAGGAAUUAUACACAAAAGAACUUAUAGAGAAAUUAAAAACUACCACUCUCGAAGAACCUAGUAGUGAACCGCCUCAAUCGUCUCUACUUUCUAAAUUGAACCCUUUUAAAACAGAUACUUGAAGAUUCUUUUUCCAUCUUAAUUCAUUACAAACACACACAUAACAAAAAAAAUAGAAAAAAAAACAAGAGUAUCCUCGCUUUUAGUGUCCUAAAUUCAACCAAAAAAGCCGACAGUUAAAAUCUUAUAAAUGCUUUCGACGUUGGUCACUCGGGGUUUCUACACCUUUCAUACGCUCCAUUCAACACCAUUAACAUCCCAAAUCGAGAGCCACGAGCUUAAUUAAAAAACUAUCCAAACUUCUCGGCAUAUAACAGCAAUGUCCAGCAUCUGUUUUGGUCAUUUUCACAACUGGAUGACCGACCAUGAAACGAAUUAUAGUUUAGAACAGUCAAAGCGCAAUCAAUUGACCAAUUUGAAUUAAGGACAGUAAAAGCGAGAAGACCCAAAUACAGUUUGUAUAGAAGAUAAAAUCUAUUGUUUUUAUAAUAAUUUCA